UGGUAAUUCCACAGCUCUCUCUCUUUAUAAACCCUUCUUCCCUCCCUCCCUCCAUCUUUCUUGCAAGCCCUAGAUUAGCCUCAUCUGCUGCGUGCUAACAGGGCUUCCAUCGAUUGGAAGGUUUUAGCGAAGUUUCUUGUGGGUUAGUAGCAAUGGCGCCAGCUAAAGCUGACAGUUCAAAGAAGCCCGAUCCAAAAGCACAGGCUAUCAAGGCUGCAAAAGCAGUGAAGUCUGGCCCAACCUUUAAGAAAAAGGCCAACAAGAUCAGGACAAAGGUUACAUUUCAUCGCCCAAAAACAUUAAAGAAGGAGAGAAAUCCCAAAUACCCUCGCAUAAGUGCUCCACCAAGGAACAAGCUUGAUCAUUACCAGAUUUUGAAAUUUCCUCUCACUACUGAGUCAGCUAUGAAAAAGAUUGAGGACAACAAUACACUUGUAUUUAUAGUUGAUAUUCGUGCUGACAAGAAAAAGAUCAAGGAUGCAGUCAAGAAGAUGUAUGAUAUUCAGGCCAAGAAAGUUAAUACAUUGGUCAGGCCUGAUGGGACAAAGAAGGCAUAUGUCAGGCUGACACCAGAUUUUGAUGCUCUGGACGUGGCAAACAAAAUUGGAAUCAUCUAAAUUACUUGCUGUAUUUUUCUCUCCAUUUCUCAUAAUUUUUUUUUGUUCCAGAUUAGGGUAAUUUUGUUGUGCUGUCAAGCAGUGAGAUUUUCAAAAUUACUUCAAAAAUUGUAGUACUGUCUUAUGGUUUCAUUGUCAUUGGAUACAUUGUAGGAUUGAAGUACCAUUUACCUGUUCUAAUUUGAGCCAUUGGAUUACUUGUA
Molecule: messenger RNA, 820 nt
Organism: Manihot esculenta (cassava)
Lineage: Eukaryota; Viridiplantae; Streptophyta; Magnoliopsida; Malpighiales; Euphorbiaceae
Product: 60S ribosomal protein L23a
Exons: 4
Coding region: 153-617 (154 amino acids)
Biological process (GO): translation; ribosomal large subunit assembly
Cellular component (GO): ribosome; cytosolic large ribosomal subunit
Molecular function (GO): structural constituent of ribosome; rRNA binding
Source: RefSeq, a predicted model, not a curated record